Tricharina praecox is the source of this 321-nucleotide messenger RNA. RefSeq lists its product as uncharacterized. The transcript has a single exon. NCBI's taxonomy places the organism in Eukaryota, Fungi, Ascomycota, Pezizomycetes, Pezizales, Pyronemataceae. The record is from RefSeq and is a predicted model, not a curated record. Bases 1 to 321 code for a protein of 106 amino acids.
AUGUCAUCAAACUUCACCAUCCUCUCCGACAAGGGCCGUCUUUACGCCAUCGUGUGCGGAAUCUUGGUCGCCUACGUCGUCAUCUACACCGUCUACCUGGUGUGGUGCUUUCAGCGCUUCAAUGCCCGUGCCGAGCUGCAAGAGGCCGAGGAGGAGGAACACAGAAUGUAUGUCGAGAGGGAGGGCAGAACGAUGUUUGAGGCGAUGAUGAAGGAGCUGGAAGAGGCGGAGGCGAGGAAGAGGGAGAUGUUCGCAGACUUCGAUAGCGGAGACGAGGCCGAGUGGUCGACAGACUCUGAGGUGGGAUACAAAGACGAGUGA